GGGGGUGCACAGUAAAUUCAUAUGCAACCUGUUAGGAUAGGCUGCCCAGUUUGGGCCCUCUACAACCGCAAACACAAGAACAUUUGCCACAUCGACUUUUGUCGUCAAAACAUCUCUGAACCGAGCUGGACGUUUGCCUGCAGCAAGUCCCACGCCUGCCCCACAGCACCUGACGCCUGUUUCCUUCACCCCACGGUCCUCAUGGACAGCCAUCUUGAGAACGGCUUGGGAGCCCUGAAUGGCGUGGAAGAUCAGCUGCGAAUCCCGGCAGGCUCUGAGACUGGCUCAGAAGAGGGUGAGGCGAAGCGGCCUGUGGCCCUGUGGACUGUAGCGGAGGUGUGCUCAUGGCUGAGCAGUGGGGCAUGGGGGAGGCCCCUGCUGCAGGCAGCAAACAGCCACGCCAUCUCCGGGAAGGUGCUGCUGCGGCUGACGGAUGAGACGCUGGAGCGCAUGGGUGUAGCGCCCUGGAGCCUGCGCCAGGAGCUUCUGCACCAGGUUCUCCGUCUCCGCAUUCAGCAGGAAAUGGAAGACUUGCUGGACAUUACGGAUGAGUGACCCAGGGAAGUCUGCAGCUGAAUGGGAACAAGGGGACAGGAGCAGCCUGCCUGGGACACGCUCCAGCGCCAGCCCUGACUUACAGCUGAGCCUCCAGCAAGACUGCAGAGCGCCAAGGACUGAAGGGAGGAAGAGGCAACUUGGAGAGUGUCCUUGCACUCGGGUCCUGCUUGCGGGCUUCCCAUUGGGGGCACCUGGUUGGCCACUGUGAGAACAGGAUGCUGGGCUAGAUGGGCCACUGGCCUGAUCCAGCUUCAGGCUCUUCUUAUGUCCUUAUGAGGUUGGCGCUCACAAUUGCAGUGAUGGGCAACAGCCACGUUUCAGAGCAAAAUGGGGAUUUACCUGGGAAAGAAGACUGUCCCUCACUCUGCUAUGAAAAGAGGUCUCUGAUAACUCCUACCCAAAAAGGACAGGUGAGUCAUGAGGGCUGCACCUCAGUGGAAGAGAAUCUGCUUUGGUUGUAAAAGGUCCCAGGCUCAACCCCCGGCUUUUCCAGGGCUCGCAGAGUUCUCUGCAUGAAAUCCUACAGAGCAGCUGCCAGUCAGUGCAGAAGGCAGCUGCCUGUGAUCCCAGAUGUGGGGCCCAUCAGCAGCCCAUUCGUUCUGUACCGUUACCUGGUUGAAUGUUGUUAAGACUCUUGGGAGAGUGUUCAGGACCCCCAAUUCUUUUGAAAGCAACCUGUCACUGAGGAAGGACUUCUGAAUUAUUAAAUCCAUAAUAAAAUAACACCCAAGUACCUUUCUUGUGCAUUUCUUAUCAGUCUUCCAUUUCAUUUGCCUCUCUUAAUA
Molecule: messenger RNA, 1343 nt
Organism: Rhineura floridana
Lineage: Eukaryota; Metazoa; Chordata; Lepidosauria; Squamata; Rhineuridae
Product: sterile alpha motif domain-containing protein 12-like
Exons: 4
Coding region: 22-555 (177 amino acids)
Biological process (GO): cell surface receptor protein tyrosine kinase signaling pathway
Cellular component (GO): cytoplasmic side of plasma membrane
Molecular function (GO): protein binding
Source: RefSeq, a predicted model, not a curated record